GUUGAAUGAAGUGUUUUUUUUAGUUUUAGUCCAUAGUAAAUUAAAUCUCAAUUAUGGACAUUAUUUGUAAAAUAAUUCAGAAUAUUAUUUAAAACCGUGAUCUUUUUGGAUUAAUUGGUGCAUACGUAAUUAAAGAUAUGUCGUUGCUUUGUUUGAAGGCCUGGAAGUUUACGCCGAAAAGUGCGACUGCGCACUGGCCAAAUUAGUAGUGUGAAAGAAAAUGGCGAUCAGCGAAAGGCGUCCGGAGUUAACGUGAUGAAAAACAUUGUUAAAAGCUCAAUUACAUAGUGUUAUAGUUUAAAUUGUGUCAGAUGUAGAUUAAUUAAGUGUUAAUGAAUAGUGAUUGUGUAUAAAAAUGGCUGCGAACAUGUACAGAGUCGGCGACUGCGUCUAUUUCGAGACGUCGCCGAAGUCUCCGUACCAGAUCCGGCGGAUAGAGGAACUGAACAAAACCGCAUCUGGGAACGUUGAGGCUAAAGUCAUGUGCUUCUACAGGCGGCGGGACCUGCCCAACCCCCUUAUACAGUUAGCUGAUAAGCAUCAAAUGGCCCAGUCAGAAGACUCACCGGUCGCGAUGAAACUCAAGAAAAUAUGCCUUAAAACGCCGGUUGGCGAGGAACAGGCGGCGCAAGCAGUCCUUGAUCCUGCGCUUGCGGCAAUGGAGGAGGAAUCUACGGAACUACCAGGCACGGACGGGCUGGCGCCGAAGCAGCGGCACCAGGCCAAGCACCGCGAGCUGUUCCUCUCGCGGCACGUGGAGACGUUGCCGGCGACGCACAUACGCGGCAAGUGCACUGUCACGCUGCUCAACGAGACAGAGUCGCUUCUCAGCUAUCUCAAUAAGGAUGACGCAUUUUUUUAUUGUUUAGUAUUUGAUCCUUCACAAAAGACUUUAUUAGCAGAUAAGGGAGAAAUCAGAGUUGGAAGUAGAUAUCAGACUGAUGUAACUAAUUUAUUAAAAGAAGGCGAAGAAGACCCACGGAACAGUGAGGAGUUAGAAACACUAGUGUGGACCCCGGUGCACGGGCUGACGGACCGGCAGAUAGACCAGUUCCUGGUGGUGUCGCGCUCCGUGGGCACGUUCGCGCGCGCGCUCGACUGCUCCAGCAGCGUCAAGCAGCCCUCGCUGCACAUGUCCGCUGCGGCCGCCAGCCGCGACAUCACUCUGUUCCACGCCAUGGACACCCUGCACAAAUCCGGCUACAGCAUAGAAUCGGCUCUCUCGUCCCUGGUGCCGGCGUCGGGCCCCGUCCUGUGCCGGGACGAGAUGGAGGAGUGGUCGGCGUCAGAGGCCAACCUCUUCGAGGAGGCGCUCGACAAGUACGGCAAGGACUUCGCCGAUAUACGACAGGACUUUCUGCCAUGGAAGACGCUGAAGAACCUGGUGGAGUACUACUACAUGUGGAAGACGACGGACCGCUACGUGCAGCAGAAGCGGGUGAAGGCGGUCGAGGCGGAGUCCAAGCUGAAGCAAGUGUACAUUCCCAACUACAACAAGCCGAACCAGGCGCUGGUGAGCAGCAGCAAGGCGGGCGCGGUGCUCAACGGCGGCACCAACGGCACCAGCGCGCUCGCCAGCCACUGCGCUUCUUGUCAAGUGACAAGCUCCAACCAGUGGUACUCGUGGGGGCCGGAGCAUUUGCAGUACCGGCUGUGCGGCUCGUGCUGGCAAUACUGGAAGAAGUAUGGCGGGCUUAAGACGGCGGGCGUAUUCGGGGAGAGUGAAGUGGAGGCGGCGAAGGGCCCGCGCGACGGAGACGACACCGCGCUGUCGGUGUCCCAUCGUCCGCAUCGCUGCGCCGUGCCCAACUGUGGGAAGGAGUUCAAGCUGCGCGCGCACCUGGCGCGCCACAUGGCCACGGCGCACGGCGGCGGCGAGGGCGCGCGGCCGGUCAUGAAGACGCGCGCUGCGUUCUAUCUGCGUGCGUCGCCGUUCACGCGCCUCGCCCGCCGGCUGUGCCGCGCGCUGCGGAGACCUCGCCACUUCGCGCGCUCGCCCUUCUCGCCUAUCAAUCUGCAGCAGGUCAAGCACGAAUGCGGGGUGGCGAUGGGCGGGCUGGGCGGCGCGGAGAUGCGCGCGGCGAGUGCGGCGAGUGCGGCGAGUGCGGCGGGCGGCGGCGCGCGCGCGCGCGGGCCGGUGAGCGCGGUGGCGGUGCGGCUGGCGGCGGCGCGCGGCGCGUCGGUGGCCGCCGCGCACGCGCGCGCGCACGACUGGCUGCUGCUGACGCCGAAAGACCGCAUGCCUGCGCCCGCACACGUAGCUUUCCCCAAGCCUCCCAAGGCGCCUGACGGCAGCCUGGUGUACGAGCGGGUGUCGUCGCGCGCGGAGCUGGAGGCGCGCCGGGCCUCGCCCGCGCCCACACUCAAGCGCCGCGCAUACGACGAUAUCAACGGACUCGACAGAGCGGGCACGCCCCGCUCGGCGUCGUCGGCGCCGCCGGCCAAGCGCCCCAACAAGCACCCGGCGCCCAUGCAGCGGCCCUCGCGCGAACAGUACGCCGCCAUGUGUGCGCGCGCGCAGGCCACCGGACAGCCGCUGCCCAAACACGUGUUCGCGCAUGUGAACGGCAAGCCGACUAACAUAACUGGUCGCGGCGGUCGGCGCCACGUCAUCUCGUGGAUGGACGCGCCCGACGACCUCUACUUCAGAGCGACCGAGACCGCCAAGGCCGCCCGGCGAACGCUGAGCUGCGGCGAGCUGCGGCGCGGCGCGCGCGCGCCGUGGCGGGCCGUACGCGGCGCCGCGCUGUGCGCCGCCAAGCUGCCUUGUGCGCCGCCCGCCGCCUCGCCGCUACAACUCGUCAUCCUAGACUGACAGGUUACUCUCAUCUCUUCUGUGACGACGCGAAGCUCGCGGAGCCGCCGCGCCCGCCGCACACGCCGCACCCCUACACCAUGGAGGCGCUGCUAGGCUAGUGACGUCACACCGCUCGUGACGUCAUCGCGCCCGCGCCCGCCCAACCUCUGUUGUAUAUUCGUGAUGUAAAUACCUCCGCCCGCCACUCGAUCGCGAGACGGUAACAUUAAAAACGAAGAUUGUAUUUUUGGUAAUCGAAUCGCCGAGAAUGGAUUCUGUAGAUAAUAUUUUAAACUAUAUUGUUCUUAUGUGGUUUGAUCUGGCGUCGAGCAAAUAAUGUAUUUGAUACAUAAAACGAUAUGUAAGUCUAUUUCAUUCGGAGAUUCAUUGUAGGAUAAUUUACAAUUUUUUUCAUAAAUAAAGCACAAAUUGAAAUA
Messenger RNA from Plodia interpunctella (Indianmeal moth), 3234 nucleotides. RefSeq names its product Metastasis associated 1-like (gene MTA1-like). Gene Ontology annotation, biological process: negative regulation of transcription by RNA polymerase II. Gene Ontology annotation, cellular component: NuRD complex; nucleoplasm. The coding region runs from base 356 to 2815 and encodes 819 amino acids. NCBI's taxonomy places the organism in Eukaryota, Metazoa, Arthropoda, Insecta, Lepidoptera, Pyralidae. The record is from RefSeq and is a predicted model, not a curated record. The transcript has 18 exons. Gene Ontology annotation, molecular function: transcription coactivator activity; sequence-specific DNA binding; transcription corepressor activity.